UUGUUUUAUUUAUAUUUAAAACAUUACUAAAAGUAACCGUUGACUGGUCAAUUUGCUCAACCGCCGAUAGAUAAUGUAGUAAUUAUUACUCCACGUCAAGCAAGUAGCACUAAUCCAACUGGCUGCCCGCGUUCGCGUGUGACUCACCUUCCCCCAAAUUCUUCCACCAAUCAAAAUUUCUGAUUCCCGAUCGACCGCCGCCGCCGCCGCCGCUGCCGCUGCCGCUGCCGUCGCCGUCUGAGAAAAAAUCACGCCGUGCCUAAUCGUUUCCGUUUUCCUCAUUUGCGGAUACAUAGAAAUCCGAUCCAGGAGCGUGGUGAUGACGGACGCUGAUGCUGCGGCGAGUCUCCGUUCUUCAAUUGCACCGGCGAAUCUGCCUCUCAUCUCCGCCUUGCUCGCUUGCGCUAUCGCUCAGUUCCUCAAGCCGUUCACCACUUGGUUGAAAGACAAAAAAUGGGAUUCUAGAAGAAUGCUCAGUUCAGGUGGAAUGCCGUCAUCACAUUCAGCAACUGUAACGGCUCUCGCAACUGCAAUUGGCUUGCAAGAGGGAGUCGGUGCAGCAUCAUUUGCUAUUGCAGUUGUCUUGGCUUGCGUUGUAAUGUACGAUGCUACUGGCAUCAGACUUCAUGCUGGCCGACAAGCUGAGUUGUUAAAUCAAAUUGUGUGCGAAUUGCCUCCUGAGCAUCCCGUUGCUAAUGUCAGACCUCUUCGAGAUUCACUUGGUCACACCCCACUUCAGGUUACUGCUGGAGCUUUAUUCGGAUGUGUGGUAGCAUUUAUCUUGAGAAGUUCUACUUGAAUAAUUUCUCACUUUCCGAUGGAUGCAGCGGAAUAGCCCACACUCUUCCGAGUAAGGGAAAUAGGAAAAAAAAACGAAAAAAAAUUAAAAGCAUGAAGAAUCGUCAAUGAAGGUUUGAUUUUGUUUAUAGCUGCUUUCGAUUACAACUGAUAUUGUUGGGAUUUUAAGUUAAUUCAUUUGAAAUCGAUUGUACUCAGUUCGAAAAACAUUUUUGUUUUUUGUCCAAUAUUCUGUGCCUUAAUUAAUUUUGUUUUGGGCA
Molecule: messenger RNA, 1058 nt
Organism: Erythranthe guttata (spotted monkey flower)
Lineage: Eukaryota; Viridiplantae; Streptophyta; Magnoliopsida; Lamiales; Phrymaceae
Product: Acid phosphatase/vanadium-dependent haloperoxidase-related protein
Source: RefSeq, a predicted model, not a curated record